GAGAGAAAAUGGCGGCUUCGGCGGCUUCGGCGCCUCAGCAGCUAUCGGAUGAGGAGCUUUUCUCCCAGCUCCGCCGUUACGGCCUAUCUCCUGGCCCGGUGACGGAGAGCACUCGCCCAGUCUACCUCAAGAAGCUGAAGAAGCUUCGAGAGGAAGAGCAGCAGCAACACCGGUCGGGGGGCCGCGGCAACAAGACGCGGAACAGUAAUAACAAUAACACCGCAGCCGCCACAGUCGCAGCCGCGGGACUCGCGGAGGCGGCUGUAGGGAUGGGUGUCCGGCCAGUCUCCGGCGACCUCUCUUACUUACUGACCCCUGGGGGCCUGAGCCGACUAUCGCCCUCCGGCCCGGAGAGCCCUUUGGGAGGGCCUGGGAGCACCUCAGCUGCCCCCACGGCUGGCAGCAAAGUGCUGCUGGGCUUCAGCUCGGACGAGUCGGACGUGGAGGCCAGUCCCCGGGACCAGGCCGGCGGCGGGAGGAAAGAUCGGGCUUCACUUCAGUACCGCGGGCUCAAACCGCCGCCUGCACCCCUGGCCGCCAGCGAGGUGACUAACAACAACUCAGCCGAGCGAAGAAAGCCCCACUCGUGGUGGGGAGCCCGGAGGCCGACGGCCCCCGAACUGCAAACCCCGUCGGGCAAAGAUGGAGCAGCGGAGAACGAUGAAGAGAAGGGAGAAGACGGUGAGGAGAGGGACCCGGAGGCCGAGGAGCCACUUUGGCCGAGUCGGACCGUGAAUGGCAGCCGGCUUACCCCCUACAGCUGCCGGGAAAACUAUUCGGAUUCGGAGGAAGAAGAGGACGACGACGUGGCCUCCACCAGACAGGUAUUAAAGGACGACUCCCUUUCCCGGCAUCGGUCCAGACGGAGCCAUAGUAAACCUUUUUCUCCGCUCACUGCUAAAUCUGCCGGCAACAGACUGGAGACCUCAGUUCAGGGAGGGGGAGGAAUCUCGAUGAAUGACAGGGCGGUGGCUGCCGGGAGUCUAGACAGGAGCCGAAACCUCGAAGAGGCGGUGGUGGCAACGGCGGCAGUGGAGCAGGGAGGAGGGUGUGAUCCACUUGACUCCAGCCCCAUUCCUCGAUACCGUGUUAACGCUAAGAAACUGGCCCCUCUCUUGCCCCCGCCACGUGCUGAUAUGGACUCAACCUUGGAUUCAGCUGGCUCCCUUCGUAAAACCAAUAAUCAUAUCUGCGGUGGGGCCUUCAGUGUGGACUCCCCUAGAAUCUAUUCCAACAGCCUUCCACCCGUUGCGGCGGUGGCCGCUUCCAGUUCACUCAGGAUAAAUCACUCCAAUCAUACGGUCUCCAAUCAUACCUACCUGAAAAACACAUACAGCAAACCGAAGCUUUCCGAACCUGAGGAGGAACUUCUCCAGCAGUUUAAGCGCGAGGAGGUUUCCCCAACAGGAGGCUUCAGUGCCCACUACUUGUCGAUGUUUCUUUUAACUGCUGCCUGCUUAUUUUUCCUAAUAUUGGGACUCACAUACCUCGGAAUGAGAGGGACAGGAGUAUCCGAGGAUGGAGAACUCAGCAUAAAAAAUCCCUUUGAUGAAACAUUUGGAAAAAUACAAGAAAGGGAAAAAAAUCUUAUGAUGAACACAUUAUACAAGCUUCAUGAUCGAUUGGCACAGCUUGCAGGAGAUCAUGAAUGUGGCAGUUCUAGUCAGAGAACGCUUUCUGUCCAAGAGGCAGCUGGAUAUUUAAAAGAAUUAGGUCCUGAAUAUGAAGAAAUAUUUAACACCUCAUUGCAGUGGAUUCUAGAAAAUGGAAAAGAUGUUGGUAUAAGGUGUGUUGGUUAUGACCCUGAUGAAGAAUUGACCAAUAUAACUGAUGUGGAGUUUUUACAGUCCACAAGACCACAGAUGUCUUUCUGGUGUCGUUUUCGACGUGCUUUUAUUACUGUAACGCACAGGUUAUUGUUGUUAUGCUUAGGUGUAGUAAUGGUGUGUGUGGUUCUGCGCUACAUGAAAUAUCGCUGGACAAAAGAGGAAGAGGAAACAAGGCAGAUGUAUGAUAUGGUGGUAAAGAUAAUAGAUGUUUUACGAAGUCACAAUGAAGCUUGCCAGGAAAAUAAAGAUUUACAACCCUACAUGCCUAUUCCACAUGUGCGAGAUUCUUUAAUACAGCCUCAUGAUAGGAAAAAAAUGAAGAAAGUCUGGGAUAGAGCUGUUGACUUCCUUGCUGCUAAUGAGUCUAGAGUUCGCACAGAAACACGAAGAAUAGGUGGUGCAGAUUUUCUGGUUUGGAGGUGGAUCCAGCCUUCUGCGUCCUGUGACAAAAUAUUAGUAAUACCUUCUAAAGUAUGGCAAGGUCAAGGAGUUUAUCCUGAAGAAAUUAUAAUAGAUGACAUGAAGAUAUGUGAACAUAAUGUUCACAGCUUUAUGCUGUGA
This is a messenger RNA of Orycteropus afer afer, 2390 nucleotides long. It is a transcript of the gene LEMD3, whose product is annotated as LEM domain containing 3. NCBI's taxonomy places the organism in Eukaryota, Metazoa, Chordata, Mammalia, Tubulidentata, Orycteropodidae. Gene Ontology annotation, biological process: nuclear envelope organization; negative regulation of BMP signaling pathway. The record is from RefSeq and is a predicted model, not a curated record. Gene Ontology annotation, molecular function: chromatin DNA binding. Gene Ontology annotation, cellular component: nuclear inner membrane.